AUGCUGAUCAAGCUCACCGACGUGCAGACCAAGGUGAAACUUGAACGGAAGAUUUCGGAACGCUACAACAAUACCCAGGUAUCCAUUGAUCGCGGCACCUUGGUCCGGAGAAAAGCAUCGUACUCGGCUGAAAACAACAGCUUGUUACUAGGAUUUCGGGAUUCUUCCGUGAUACUGGUCGCGCCAUCCGAACUGCUAAAGGCUUCACCAAAAACGUCGACCCUGAGAAGCUUGGUUUUGAGCGUAGGGAUAGCAGAGUUAGAAGAAGAAAGAGAACUCAAUGCAGGUCUAGGGAUUCCACAACAAAUCAACUCGGGCGAAGUGGAGGUCGGAGCCAGCGGGACACCGGGCGGAACCAUACGCCCGGAAAGAGAACGCGAUCGGGGAGUGCAGCUAAAGUUCAAAACUCUGCAUCUGAUAACUCAUCCGAGCGAAAGGCAGCAGUUGCCGGGACACGCAGUCUACCUUGUCCCUUACGGCCACCAGAUCCGGACGGAGCGGAUGUUUGGGGCGCUGGCGUUGCCGUGGAUCGCUUGA
This is a messenger RNA of Peronospora matthiolae, 537 nucleotides long. Lineage: Eukaryota; Oomycota; Peronosporomycetes; Peronosporales; Peronosporaceae. The record is from the annotation of a GenBank genome assembly.